Molecule: messenger RNA, 1989 nt
Organism: Melampsora larici-populina 98AG31
Lineage: Eukaryota; Fungi; Basidiomycota; Pucciniomycetes; Pucciniales; Melampsoraceae
Exons: 7
Coding region: 1-1989 (662 amino acids)
Source: RefSeq, a predicted model, not a curated record
AUGUCUUCAAAAAAAGAAAAGGGCCUUCCUCGUCGGAGCUUGCGAAACAAAACCACGGCGCCACUUGCAGAGGACCCCGCAUCAGCAUCUCUUCAGCCAGCAUUGCCGGUGCUUCCAUCAGUUCUCAAGCUUUCGACUUCACAGCCUUUCUGUGAACCACCUGCGGCGGGGCCAUCCUCCAGCAAUUUGAGUACAAAAACCCGGCCCCAGAAGCGCAAAAAGGGCACGCCUCCACCAACCGGCUUGGUGGGCGGACCACCUGAACUGAACGAGGAUCUACCCAGCCGUCUUGAAAAUUCAGGUGUUCCAGUUGGACCCAAGGCAACCCAAAACCAAUUGUUAGACCUCCUCGAUAAGUAUGUAGAAACCAAGCGUCCCAGGCUAGUCCGUAAGACCAAAGCCCCAAGGAUUUGUUCGAGUCACGAAGUUAGGUCAAAGCGUGUAGAAGGCUUGUCCAAUACGGUCGAGGCCUCUCCAGCCGGAACACAGGACACUCCUCAAGGACCUCUGUCGACUGACCCAUCUCCGCCAGAAGAUUACGACUUCAACAAUCUUGAGUGUUCAGACUUGAUCCAGAUUGUUGAAGGGAUAGGCUUUGAUGGCAGGACGUCCACCAAAGCCAAACUAGUCGAUAUCUGCAAUCAGCAUCGCGAUAAAACUCGCAUACCCCGACACUUGUUCCGAUUUGAACUGCAAGCACCUCGAACAAUAUCUCCUCCUGGCACUGGAUCCGGAGAUGUUCGGCCAUCAUCCCCCAUUCAAUACCCAACUCCUACUGGCCAAAGUUUUCCACCCAGCAUCUCAUCAGCUUGCGGAGUCAAUUCACCGAUCAGCAAAAAAAGAAACAAGGGUAAAGGAAGAGCAAAGUCGUCCUCACCUAGCAAUUCUCCUGAACGCAGUUCAACUGCACAGCCUACCGGAUUGUCACACUUUUCAAAAUCUACUGCAGAUAUCAUACAAGACAAACUUCCUAGUCUAGAACACCGACGCCUCCUGCACCCACGCCCUAACCCGACCCACAAAUUCAUCUCCACAAGCAAUCCCAAGCCAACAGAAUCUUCUGACGACGAUUGGCAUCCACCAGACGACGACGAUUGGCAACCAUCAGACGACAACAAUUCUUCAAGUGACGCCGGUGAUGGUUCUGAAGAAUCAAAAUCUGAUAAGCACAGCCCCCCUCCGAAGUCUACUAGAACAAGCCCGGCUGUCUCACACAAAUCUCGACAGUCUUCCAUGCACCCUCGCUCCCCAAUAUCCCCGACAAGUCCAUCUCCUCAUGUUGAUCAAUUUGAUGCUCCCAAACAGGGUGCUUACGAGGAAGAAAAAAAUGAGCCUGAAUGGCGUACAAAAUAUUACCAACUUAAACAUUCCCUAGCAGACACUAAUAGUAAGCUUGAACUCGUUACCCACGACUUGAACGUUUUAUCGGAGGUCGUGAGCCAAAUUUCAGACGUCAAACCAAGCUCCUCACCUGAGACCAAAACACGGGGUGGAAGAUCCGCGUCCUGGAUGCGUGUACAUAUUGACACUCUUUUAGGCCUCAUCAGUUCUGCAGCCAGCCUACCCCCUCCAGCAACUGAUGAAGACCAAAAGGCUUGGAAAAUCGAUAUUGACCUUGAUAACAUUGAUCUUUUCGCCCAUGCCACUGAAGCAACCCAAUCUACUUCUGAAACGCCUCUUCCGGAAGGCAAAGGGCUGCAACAUCCCAAGGCGACAACCCAACAGCUCAUUGUCAUGCGGACUAUGAUGCGAUCUGUGGGGGUGAUAAACUUUCGUCCUGACUUUUCCAAAUCUCCAUCUUCUCCCGAGAACAAAUGGUUAUGGGAUUUAGCAUUUAGAAUCUUCAUCAAGAUAGUCGAGUGCGGCGAAUAUCCUGGUGUAUCCCUUGAUACCAAAAAUCGAAAACACCUCAAGAAAUUGUUGGAUACCCGUGUACGAUCUCUCAUGAAACGGUAUGUACCAUCACUCUCACACCCUGAAUUUCUUUAA